This is a messenger RNA of Amborella trichopoda, 1765 nucleotides long. It is a transcript of the gene IMP4, whose product is annotated as Ribosomal RNA processing Brix domain protein. Gene Ontology annotation, biological process: rRNA processing. NCBI's taxonomy places the organism in Eukaryota, Viridiplantae, Streptophyta, Magnoliopsida, Amborellales, Amborellaceae. Gene Ontology annotation, cellular component: Mpp10 complex; small-subunit processome; nucleolus. Gene Ontology annotation, molecular function: snoRNA binding; rRNA primary transcript binding. The record is from RefSeq and is a predicted model, not a curated record.
UUUUUUGAAGAGGUCGCAGGUGCAAUUUUUAUAUUUCCGAAUACCAAUAUGGUAAAUGCCAUUACACAGUUCGUUUUUUUCUUUGUUUUUUGAAGAGGUCGCAGGUGCAAUUUAUAUAUUUCCUAAUACCAAUAUGGUAAAUGCCAUUACACAGUUCAUUAUCAGUUUUCAUUGAGGAUUUGCUGUUUGGGGGUUUUUCAAGGUUCGGAAAUUUAGGGUUUUCCUCUCAAGGCUGUGAGGACACACCGGCACUUGUGUAGAGGGAGAGUGAGGUUCUGCAACUCGAGGGCGUUGUAGUCUUAGUGAGAGAGAGAAACUCUGCGACUCGGGGGCGUUGUAAUUCUAGAGAAAGGGAUAUUUAACUCCUUGGCAUUGCAAGAAUUUCUUAGGUUUUACGAACACUUCGGUUUUCCUCUCUCUUGCCCUUGAAGUUUCACUUUAUUGCUGAGAGAGCGAGAGAAUCUCUGCAACUUCAGGGGGUACGAGUUCUAGGGUUUUACAAGAUGCUUCGAAGAAACAUCAGGUUAAGGCGAGAGUAUCUUUACAGAAAAAACCUCGAAGGGAAGGAGAGAUUGCUUUACGAGAAGAAGCGAAAAAUUAGAAAAGCACUAGAAGAGGGGAAGCCCAUUCCUACUGAACUGCGAAAAGAGGAAUUCGCCUUGCGCCAUGAAAUCGAUCUUGAGGACGAUCAAACAGCAGUUCAAAAGACUCACGUUGAUGAUGAAUAUGCAAAUGCAUCUGAGAUGGACCCUAAAAUUCUAUUGACCACUUCGCGAGACCCAAGUAGCCGACUUUCCCAGUUUGUUAAGGAACUAAAAUUUGUGUUUCCUAAUGCACAAAGAAUGAAUCGUGGGAAUCAGGUUAUCUCAGAGAUCGUUGAAACUUGUCGUACACAUGAUUUUACAGAUAUUGUCAUGGUUCACGAGCAUCGUGGGGAGCCAGAUGGAUUGAUUGUUUGUCAUCUACCAUUUGGUCCAACUGCAUACUUCGGCUUACUCAAUGUGGUGACAAGACAUGAUAUUAAAGACAAGAAGGUUAUUGGAACAAUGUCUGAAGCAUAUCCUCAUCUAAUUCUUCAUAACUUCUCCAGUAAGCUUGGUGAAAGAACAGCCAACAUACUAAAGCACCUCUUUCCAGUUCCUAAACCAGAUUCGAAGCGCAUUAUUACCUUUGCCAAUCAAUCUGAUUACAUCUCAUUCAGGCAUCAUGUCUACCAAAAAGAUGGGGGUCCUAAAUCAAUUGAACUAAAGGAAGUUGGUCCUCGCUUUGAGCUGCGGCUGUAUCAGAUCAAACUGGGUACUGUUGAUCAGAGUGAAGCCCAAAAUGAAUGGGUCAUCAGGCCGUAUAUGAACACUGCAAAGAAGCAGAAGGCUCUCGGAGACUGAUGCAUCACCACGACCUUGCACAUCGCAAUUUCUCAAAUAGUGAUCUUCAUGUCAAGCCUAAUUUAUUAAAAAACCUCUUAUUUGUUGCUUGCUUUUGCUUCUUUAUUGAUCUCAGUUUGUAUCACUUUACGAGUGGCUGUUAUUUGUUCUAGGGCUUCAGCUUUUUGGCUUACUGGUUGGGGCCCAAGGGGUGGGGAUGUAGCACCCAAGGUUUGAAUCCCAGCUUAUUUGCCACUCGAGAGAGAGAGCCCUAAAAAGUUGCUAUUAUACAUUUUCAGGCGCAGAGCGAGAGAGAGGGCCCCUAAAAAGAUGCUAUUGUAUUUUGCGGUCUAGCACAUUUUUGUGACGAAUCGUAUAUUUUAGCCAAAAAACUUUGGACC